AUGGCCCAUCCCUCAACUCCAUCCGCAAUUGCUCACUCCCUUUUUGGUGGACCCAUCACCUCGACACACCAUCAUCCGGCUCUCCCUUUACCGGCUGUCACACCAGCGACUUCGAAUGCGCCGACCCCCGUAUCCGCCUCCGCAAUGUCUGCCGUAUCCUCUAACAAUACAUUUGUCAUGACGAAUUCACCUAUGAAGAGUAGGGCUAUAAUGGAUAAUUACCGGCCCAAGGUCACACGAACCCUCGGCCAGCGACCCGCCUGCUUGGUGAACGCCUCUGUUACAUAUUGCGGUAACAAUCAAAUAUAUGCAUUCGGCGGUUUCGACCAGUACACGGAUGAGGUCUACAACCACGUACUAAAGCUAGACCUCGUCAGUCAUCAAUGGAGCCUGGUCGAUAACUAUGGAGACAUCCCUGGUGUAAGAAUGGGACACACUGCGACCUUGUAUCAGGGUGAUAAGCUUCUUGUCUUCGGUGGCGAGAAUGAGCACAGGACGUAUCUCUCCGAUUUGAUAAUAUUUGAUCUGAAGAGCGCCCACUGGACCCAGCCUCAAGUUUCUGGUCCCGUCCCCAAGGGCCGAGCCAGACAUGCGGCUGUCCUACACGAAGACAAAUUGUUCAUCAUUGGUGGCAUCACAGGUCAUGAGAGCUAUGUCUCGGAGGAUAUUUGCUACCUCGACCUGAAGACUUAUACUUGGUCGAGGUCAUGGCGCUUCGUUCCUAGAUUUGACCACUCGGCCUAUGUAUGGAAUGAUCGGAUUUGGGUAUUCGGCGGAUUAAGUAGAGACAUGGAUAAGAUAGGCGACCUAUGCUGGCUAGACUUGAAGGGUAGCCCGGAUUUUGAGUCUCCGCCUCAGAUUGGAGGUCCCGUGGAUAGGCACACUAUAGCUAGUCGGUCAAGUGAUUCGCCGCGGACCCCUUAUUCGUUAGGCUCGGCCCCGCCCCUCUCAGCUUCAGGCUUUGCCGCCAACAUCCGGGCAGCUCAAGUCAGCACUCCCUCGUUCCACUUGAAGAAGCAAGUUCCGAUGGCGCCCGGUGCCAUCUCUGUCCUAAGAUUCGUUUCCGGAGGCAAUGUUCCAUCGCAAGGUUCUGGCAUCCAUUUCCAUAUUUAUUCUUCCGGAUGUCUUCUAGACUUUGUCACCCCUGUUGCGACUAUUACCCCGAAGGAGUGUUCCCUCUCAGCUUUGGAUUUAAAUACUCUACGAUGGCAAAAAUUGGCUGAUGGUCGUGAGAUUUUUAAGCCGGGUUAUCAAUGGCACUAUUGCACGAUGAAUGAAGAUGGUACUAAGGCCUGGCUACUUGGAUGCCCAACUGACGCUAUCAACGAUGUUGGCCCGGGUGGCUUUGAGGAGUACCUAAGCGAUAUUAUGGAAAUUGACCUACGACGCUAUGGAUUUCUAGGAAAUAACGCAGUUUCCGAGUCUCGAACGGAGUAUGCUAGACCAACCGCGCAUACUAGAGUUCAAGACCAGCCAUCGAAAGGGCUUGGGCAUGAUCUCGCAAAACUCUUUAACCAACCGCCGGAGGCUGGAAGUGGAACUGACUUUAUCAUCACCGCUCUCGCUGGUGACGACUACGAUGAUGAUGAUAUGAUGGGCUCUAGUCUUAUUCGUGCGGGAGAAUCCCCAAUGGAUCAGAACUGGCUCACACCAGAUGCGCCUACUUCCGCUCCUAUCCAUGUACACAAGCUAAUCCUCCAAGCUCGAUGGCCCCAUUUUGCCCGUUUGUACAACGCGCAGAUGGCAGAGUUCCACACUAAGAAGAUGCAUAUUCCGGAGCCUUAUACAGUUGUUAAGGCUUUCCUAUACUACCUCUACACAGAUAGCAUCCACUCCGACAACGGCGCAACUGAUCUUUCAGAUGUUGCCGGGCUAUUGGUAAUGUCAAAUAUCUACAACAUCCCUCAUCUACGUCUCCUCUGCGUGAAUCGAUUAUCGAAAGAGCUCGAUGUAGAGCACGCAUGUAUCAUUUGGUAUUGCGCAGGACUCGCGAGCGAGGAGUGGCUACGCAAACGGGCCGCGUCAUUCUGCUUAACGCAUUGGGGCCGCAUAGUGCGGACUCAGGGGUUUUUACGUUUGCCACGAUCGGCACUCGUCGAGCUGUCGCAGGAAAUCGAUAUGGAGGGUCGAGUUAUCGCGGGCGAAGAACUCGAGUACGUAGAUAACUGCCGCGGCCGGUUCGACACUUCUGGCGUCUCGCGGAAAGAUAGCAUGAGUAGUGACCACACGCAGGCUCUGCCUUCGGACGUGGACGACUCGGAAGGCAUGGAUAUGGCCUGA
Molecule: messenger RNA, 2280 nt
Organism: Daldinia childiae
Lineage: Eukaryota; Fungi; Ascomycota; Sordariomycetes; Xylariales; Hypoxylaceae
Product: RING finger protein B
Exons: 3
Coding region: 1-2280 (759 amino acids)
Molecular function (GO): protein binding
Source: RefSeq, a predicted model, not a curated record